AUGGCCGCGAAGUCGGACGGGGGGCGGCUGAAGAUGAAGAAGGGCAGCGAGGUGGCGUUCACGCCACUGCAGAAUUCGGAGCAUUCCGGUUCGGUGCAGGCACUGGCCUCGGGCUUUUCCUCCGCCGCGGAGGGCCCCGGCAGCGCCGAGGAUGACGAGUCACCUGGCGGCGGCUGCUGCAACUCCGGCGGCAGGAGUCGAGGGGACGGCGGUGGAAACGGCGGGUGCCGCUGCUGCUGCUGUGGUAGCGGAGGCAGGGCGACUGGUGGCUCGCGGGGCUCGGCCGGAGGCUCCUCGUCGCUGUGCCUGCGGCUAGGCAGGGAGCAGCGGCGCUACUCGUUGUGGGACGGGCUCUGGAUUCUGGCCGCCGUGGCCGUGUACUUUGCAGACGUGGGCACGGACCUCUGGCUGGCGGUCGACUACUAUCUUCGAGGCCAGCGCUGGUGGUUUGGGCUGACACUUUUCUUCGUGCUGCUCGGUUCCCUCUCGGUGCAGGUCUUCAGCUUCCGCUGGUUCGUCCACGACUUCAGCACCGAGGACAGCGCCUCGGUGGCUCCUGCCUCCUCCUCUUCUGCCGGACACGGCGAAAGCAAGCUGCUGGUGAGCAGCGGCUCGGCCGCGGGGGAUAUGGAUGCCGGGGCCCGGCCGGCCACGCCACAAAGGCAAGCCUCCAAUGCCAGCAAGGGCAACGCAACUAACAGCAGUAACAGCAGCACCACCAAUGCGACCAGCACCAGCAGUGGAGGAGGCGGAGGUGGCGGCUGCAGCGGCAUCCGGACCCCCAAGAGCCGAUCUGCCUCCUGCGCUUUCUGCAUCUGGCUUAUGCAGUCCCUUAUCCACAUCCUGCAGCUUGGGCAAAUUUGGAGGUAUUUCCAUACUAUAUAUUUGGGCAUCCGGAGUAGACAGAGUGGAGAGAAUGACAGGUGGCGUUUUUAUUGGAAAAUGGUCUAUGAGUAUGCAGAUGUGAGUAUGCUGCAUUUGCUUGCUACAUUUCUGGAAAGUGCCCCACAAUUGGUCCUCCAACUCUGCAUUGUUGUACAGACACGCACUCUUCAGGCCCUUCAAGGUCUUACUGCUGCAGCAUCUCUUGUGUCUUUGGCAUGGGCAUUGGCUUCAUAUCAAAAAGCUCUUCGUGAUUCCCGGGAUGACAAGAAACCCAUCAGUUAUAUGGCUGUAAUUAUUCAAUUUUGUUGGCAUUUUUUCACAAUAGCCGCCAGGGUGAUUACUUUUGCUCUCUUUGCCUCUGUUUUUCAACUAUACUUUGGAAUCUUCAUAGUCCUUCACUGGUGUAUCAUGACUUUCUGGAUUGUCCAUUGUGAAACAGAGUUCUGCAUUACUAAGUGGGAAGAGAUUGUGUUUGACAUGGUUGUUGGAAUAAUUUAUAUCUUUAGUUGGUUCAACGUCAAGGAGGGAAGGACACGUUGUAGGCUUUUCAUUUACUAUUUUGUGAUUCUUUUGGAAAACACCGCCUUGAGUGCUCUUUGGUAUCUGAACAAGGUUCCUAUGAUUUCUGAUGCAUUUGCCAUACCGGCGCUGUGUGUGGUGUUCAGCAGCUUUUUAACUGGCAUUGUUUUUAUGCUGAUGUACUAUGCCUUCUUUCACCCCAAUGGACCACGAUUUGGGCAGUCACCAAGCUCUGCUGGUGAGGAUUCUGUAGCUGCCUUCACUCUUCCUGCAGAAGUAGCAUCAAGUACUUUAAGGUCUAUUUCUAAUAACCGGAGUGUCACAAGUGACCGGGAUCAGAAAUUUGCUGAGAGAGAUGGGUGUGUGCCUGUCUUUCAAGUGAGACCAACUGCACCUUCAACUCCUUCAUCCCGACCACCAAGGAUUGAAGAAUCUGUCAUUAAAAUUGAUUUGUUCAGGAAUAGGUAUCCAGCAUGGGAAAGACAUGUAUUGGACAGGAGCCUCAGAAAGGCCAUUUUAGCUUUCGAAUGUUCUCCUGCUCCUCCACGACUACAGUAUAAAGAUGACGCCCUUAUACAGGAGCGAUUGGAAUAUGAAACAACACUAUAA
Molecule: messenger RNA, 2013 nt
Organism: Candoia aspera
Lineage: Eukaryota; Metazoa; Chordata; Lepidosauria; Squamata; Candoiidae
Gene: XKR4
Product: XK related 4
Exons: 3
Coding region: 1-2013 (670 amino acids)
Biological process (GO): engulfment of apoptotic cell; apoptotic process involved in development; phosphatidylserine exposure on apoptotic cell surface
Cellular component (GO): plasma membrane
Source: RefSeq, a predicted model, not a curated record